UGACAUAUAAAAUGCCCUAAGGCGUUGCUUCAAUAAUCCAUUCUGCCUUUCAUCGAUCAAAUUCUCCUCUUCACCUACCCUCCCCUCUCCGUGUGUUUCUCUCUUUCUUCCUCUGCGUUCUCAUGGCCUCCAUUUCCAAGCUUCCGAGCUCUGCUUUCGCUUCUUCUUCGUCCUCUCGCAGCUUCAGAUCGUCCGAACCGAGAGCUCUGGUUGGUUUCUCCACCGCAUCCACCGUUAGCAAAGGAUUCUCGUCCUUCAAGCUAUCAAUUCGAAGAAAUCAUGUUGACAACCGCUGCUUGAUUGUUAGAUGCUCCCAAGUUGAUGGCAAUGGGGCCCAAGCCAAGAGAACCGUUCUUCAUGAUCUGUACGAGAAGGAAGGGCAGAGUCCUUGGUACGAUAAUCUCUGCCGCCCUGUCACAGAUUUGCUGCCUCUGAUUGCAAGUGGGGUUAGAGGAGUCACCAGCAAUCCAGCGAUCUUCCAGAAGGCGAUAUCAUCAUCAAGCGCUUACAAUGAGCAGUUCAGUGAACUUGUUAAAGCUGGAAAAGACAUUGAAGCUGCAUAUUGGGAACUUGUGAUCAAGGACAUUCAAGAUGCAUGCAAGCUCUUUGAACCAAUCUAUGAUCAAACAAAUGCAGCUGAUGGCUAUGUGUCUGUUGAAGUUUCUCCAAUGCUAGCUGAUGAUAUGCAAGGGACUGUAGAGGCUGCAAAAUGGCUUCAUAAGGUGGUUGACCGUCGCAAUGUGUACAUAAAAAUCCCUGCUACUGCAGCAUGCGUCCCUUCUAUCAAGGAAGUUAUUUCACUUGGCAUCAGUGUCAAUGUAACUCUCAUAUUCUCCCUUGCUAGAUAUGAAGCAGUAAUUGAUGCUUAUUUGGAUGGGCUAGAGUCUUCUGGGUUGAGUGACCUCUCCAAAGUUACGAGUGUUGCUUCGUUCUUUGUUAGUCGGGUAGACACCCUUGUUGACAAGAUGCUGGAGAAGAAUGGAACCCCUGAGGCUCUUAAUCUCCGAGGGAAGGCUGCAGUAGCUCAGGCAGUAUUGGCAUACCAGCUCUACCAGAAGAAAUUCUCUGGUCCACGAUGGGAGGCUCUACUGAAGAAAGGUGCCAAGAAGCAGAGGCUGCUUUGGGCCUCAACCAGUGUCAAGAAUCCAGCCUAUCUUGAUACCCUAUACGUUGCUCCUCUCAUUGGACCAGACACUGUCUCAACCAUGCCUGACCAAGCAAUCCAAGCAUUUAUCGACCAUGGUACUGUCUCGAGGACAAUUGACUCCAACAUAUCAGAGGCUGACGGCAUCUACAAUGCACUUGAGAAAUUUGGAAUUGACUGGAACGAGGUUGGGAACCUACUUGAAAUUGAAGGUGUAGAUGUUUUCAAGAAGAGCUUCGUGAGCCUGCUUGGUACCUUGCAAGAGAAGAAGAACACCCUUAAGUUGGUCUCAAAGUAAAAGCCGAGUUGGCUUCGUCAUUGUCAGCUAGACUUCCGCUUUCUGCAAAAAAUUUUUUGGGGGGUGGGUGGGGGUAUCAGAAAGACUUGAAAUAAAUAUGGUUUGAUUUACUUAUAUUGUAGAUAGUCUGGAACCGUUUAAGGGUUUACUUUUGUUUGAUCGAGAGAGUAAAGUAAUGUUAGUUUUCCGGAUCCGGCUGAGACUGGUGGGAGCUGUAUGGAAGGCACUUUAAUGGUUGCAUUGUGAAGUGAUGAGUGCUUUACCAAACCAUGAAGUCCAUGCCAGAUGCAGCCCCACAAAGUACUGCAGGCUUUGUAUUCUUUCCCUUGAAAAGGCUUUGUUUGUUUUCAUGAGAAACAAAUGAUACCGUAAUAAAGUUCUAUAGUGGUGAUCACCUAUUUCAUGC
Messenger RNA from Telopea speciosissima, 1848 nucleotides. Its product is annotated as transaldolase. Gene Ontology annotation, cellular component: intracellular anatomical structure; cytoplasm. The transcript has 7 exons. The record is from RefSeq and is a predicted model, not a curated record. NCBI's taxonomy places the organism in Eukaryota, Viridiplantae, Streptophyta, Magnoliopsida, Proteales, Proteaceae. Gene Ontology annotation, biological process: pentose-phosphate shunt; carbohydrate metabolic process. The coding region runs from base 123 to 1442 and encodes 439 amino acids. Gene Ontology annotation, molecular function: transaldolase activity.